AUGACAGCUUUGCGGUUUGUCAGAUCUGUAAGUCUGGGAGUCCUUUCGGGCUACCUCAGGGUUAGAGCCUCGCUCCGUGUAACUGCUGCACGACCUGGAACUGUCAACUUUGAGCUUGAUAUCCAGAAAGAGCACACGAAUAGACUUAGUAUCCUUCAUGGAGGGACAAUAGCCAGUAUGGUGGACCUUGGCGGCUCCCUAGCCGUCGCUUCUCGAGGCUUGUUUGCGACAGGCGUCUCGACAGAUCUUAAUGUAACUUACCUGAGUUCUGGAGGCAAAGUUGGGGACAAAAUCCAAGCGGAAGUCACUUGCGAUAAGUUUGGGAAAACCCUAGCAUACACAAACAUCAAGUUCAUGAACUCGAAGGGUGAGGUCUUCGCAAGAGGCAGUCAUACAAAGUACAUUGCUCUCGCUUGGAAAGACCCCAAAAACAUUGUUGAGGAACUCGAAGGACGCAAGGAAUCGUAGAAAAAGCGUCCUAAUUUGCCGACUUACACUCUUAGAGUUGAUGAAUCCUCCCAUCACGGCUGAGACGCUCAAUUCAGGAGGCAUAUAUAUACGUAUGGUCCCCAUUUUAGAGAAUCUGAGAACUCUCUCUAGAUCGAAAUGACUCAGGAACACCGCCGUUGUACAUGGGAAGAAUGAACAUCUUGUACAUCUCUCAUAGCCCCGAACUUAUUGACCACGCUUCGGAAUUUACUUCAUUUUAGGGGCCGGGGAAGCGGCAGGCACACGGCGUCGUAAGGCACAUCGCACUGGUUAAGUC
Molecule: messenger RNA, 766 nt
Organism: Aspergillus novofumigatus IBT 16806
Lineage: Eukaryota; Fungi; Ascomycota; Eurotiomycetes; Eurotiales; Aspergillaceae
Product: PaaI family thioesterase
Exons: 9
Coding region: 1-468 (155 amino acids)
Molecular function (GO): fatty acyl-CoA hydrolase activity
Source: RefSeq, a predicted model, not a curated record